UCCGCGCAUGCGCAGUGCCGGGCGCGCACCUGUGCCCAGGUGUCGCCAUGGAGGAGGGGCGGGACGGGCCGGCCCCGAGCCUGGAGCGCGCUGAGCUCCAGCCCGAGCCUAAACUCGAUCCCAAAUCCCAUCCCGAGCCCGGUGCCGGUGCUGAGCCCGGUGCUGGUGCUGAGCUCGAUACCGGUUCUGAGCCCGGCGCCGGUGUUGAGCCUGAUCUCGGUGUUUAUCCCGGUUCUGAUCCCGGUGCCCGUUCUCAGCUCGGUUCCAAUUUCGGGCUCCGUCUCGGUUCUGAGCCCGGUUCGGAAUGGGAGCGCCGGCAGCGAAUCGCCGCCCGCCGCAACCGCGUGGAUGUCCGGCGCCGGGAAGCCCUUGGAGAGGAGGUGGAGAAGGAAGAGGAGGAGGAGGAGGAGGAAGAGCAGGGAAAGGGCCUGAGGCUGAUCGAGGAGACCGGGAAGGUCCUGGCCAAGCUCCUUUUCCACGGGACGCAGCUGCUGACGAACGUCCGGGUGGAAGCGGAUCUGCGGGAAUCGCAGAGGCGGGAAAAGGAGGGGGAGGAGAAGCGCAAGAGGCUGGAAAAGCUGGAGGCGGAAGCCAAGCGCGGCACGGAGAAGCUGGGGGAGAUCAAUUCCAGGUGGGCCCUGGCGGGGGAUCUGAAGGUCCCGCAGGAGUUGUGGGAGCUGCUGGAGCAGCAGCGGGAUCAGUGCGAGCAGCUCCUGGCGGAGAAGAACACGCUUAUCCGAGAGCUCCAGCAGGAGCUGGAGGCCAAGGAUUCGCAGUACGAGCAGGCCCUGAAGGAGCAGGGGCAUGAGAUCCAGGUGCUCCUGGAAAGGAUGGAGGAGCAGACCCGGAAUAUGCUCCGAAACUACCGGCACCACGUCUGCCAGAUUGAGAAAACAUUCGAGGAGGAGCGUCGGGAAAUGGUGGUGAGCAAUCGGAAAAGGUGGAACGAGGCGAUCCAGGCCCACAACGAGCAGGAGCUGCAAUUCCUGGGGGAGCAGAUGGACAAGGCGCUGGAGUUCGAGAAGAAGCUGAACGAGCUGCAGGAGGACAGCGUGGAAUCCUACGACAGCAUGAAAUUCCAGCUGGAACAGGAUGUGCAGUACCUGGAGAAGAGGCUCCGGCAGAUGAAGGGACUUUUCCACCUGAACCAGGUGAAGCUGGAAUACAACCUGGACGUGCUCCGGCAGCUGGACGUGGAGAAUUCCACGCUGCGAUCCCUGCAGAAAAGGAAAAUCAACCGACUCCAGACAUCCCUCAGCCUCCUGAGGGACAAAAUGGCCAACCAGGAAAAGAAAUUCCAAGAGGAAAGGCAGAGCCUGGAAUCCGAUCUGGAGCGGAUUGAGGUGCAAUUCCAGGAGGCUCAGAGCCGCAUGAGGGAUCUGGCGCGCGUCAGCGUCGAGAAAUUCCGGCAGGUUUGGAUCGUGAACGAGGAAGAGGCCAAAGCGCUGAUCCGGGAAGCGCUGGAUGCCAACCGGAUCAUCCACGUCCAACAGCUGGGAAUGCCGUGGGAAGAGCCCCACUUCUGGUUCAUGGAUAACGUGGGACCCUUGGGAGACCGCCGGGAGAAGAAGGAGGCGAUGGAGGUGAUCAUGGCGCUGCUGGAAGGUGGGAUCCGCAGAUUCCUCGGGAUCUUCCUCCCGUGUCUCGCCGAUCCUUGGUACUUCCGGGUGGGAUCUUCCAGGAUCCUGAGCUGGCUCAUUCCAAGGGAUAUUCCCAGUCUGUGUUUUCUUGUUUUUUUCCCCCUGUUUUCCCAGUCCCAAGAAGCAGCUCUCAUCCCAGGAGCUUUGUUUUCCAUGGAUUCCAGGCGGCUCCGAGGGAGCACAACCCAAAGGAUUUUUGCUCCCGUUUCCCUCUCUACUUUUCAGGGAAAACCUGGAAAACGGGAUCAGGGCGGGAGGAGGAGUACGAAGAAAGGAUCGGGACGCGGAGAAGGACGGAAGAAAAAGCUGGAGAGGCCCGAGAAAAGAGCCACAUCCUGGCCAAACGUGUCCAGGGAAACCCUCUGGAAUAUCCUGGAAGUCAUGACCGAGGAGGCGGAAUUCCUGGUGGAAAACAAACUCCUGAGGCCCCUGCGGGCGGUGGUGGGACCCAGGGACACCGUCCAGCAGCUCCGAACCAUCCUGGAGACCCUCCAGAUUGAAGAUGAGGAUGAGCUGCGGAAGCUCCUGGAUUUUUUCCUGUUCCGUGGAUUCCAGGAUGUGCCAGGAGAAAAUCCCAUGGAUGCGGCUCAGGAGCAAGGGAAUGGCAGAUCCCAAUUCCAGAGGGAUGAGUCCCAAUCCCCGGAGAGCUCCGUUCCUGCUCGGUCCAUCCAAGUGGACAAAGUUCUGAAAAUCCUGACGGAAUUCUUGCAGGAUUUUCCCAAGCUGAGGGAUGAAGGACCCCCUAGGGAGAUUCGGAACCUCCGGGACAACUCCAGGGACCAGGAAUACUGGGAAGCCAUGACCCACAUCAUUCCCGAGGGGACGCUCAAACUUUGGGAGGCGCUGGGAGCCGCGCUCCUGGAAUAUCACAAAGUGCUGACCCGGAGAUCCGAGCUUUCUUCCGAGGCCAUCGCGCUGCAGCGGCAGAACUCGGAGCUGGGAAUUCUGCUGGAGGAAUAUCUGGGAUCGGAACAGGGCCAGUGAGCUCGGCCCUCCCAUCCCUGUGGAUGUUCCAGCCACAAAUCCUGCCAGGAUGGAGCUAAGGCUGUGCCAGGUGUGGAUUUCCCUGGAUUUGAGCCAGGGAUUGCUGGCAGGGGUUAAUAAACCAUUCCCAAACCUG
Molecule: messenger RNA, 2760 nt
Organism: Catharus ustulatus (Swainson's thrush)
Lineage: Eukaryota; Metazoa; Chordata; Aves; Passeriformes; Turdidae
Gene: DRC1
Product: dynein regulatory complex subunit 1
Biological process (GO): axonemal dynein complex assembly; cilium-dependent cell motility; regulation of cilium movement
Cellular component (GO): axoneme; axonemal dynein complex
Source: RefSeq, a predicted model, not a curated record